This is a messenger RNA of Cydia fagiglandana, 5111 nucleotides long. RefSeq lists its product as uncharacterized. Gene Ontology annotation, molecular function: RNA binding; SH3 domain binding. NCBI's taxonomy places the organism in Eukaryota, Metazoa, Arthropoda, Insecta, Lepidoptera, Tortricidae. The coding region runs from base 169 to 4917 and encodes 1582 amino acids. The transcript is spliced from 8 exons. The record is from RefSeq and is a predicted model, not a curated record. Gene Ontology annotation, cellular component: cytosol; membrane.
GUAGAUACGGAUUGACGGAAACGUUUGCUGUGUAUUUUUAUUAUUAUUUAAGGGGGAUUACUUGUUUAUUGACGCGUUAUAUCUUAGUUUCGACGCUAAUAUACCGUUUCCCUAUAAAUAAUCUUAUUUCUCAUUUCUGUGUUGUGAAUAUGUGGUAAAACCGCCAAAAUGAGGCGAGGUCAUUCUGGCAUCGGUGGAUGGCGGAAUGAAAAUCCAAGACAUUUUUGGCCUCGCGGAGGCGGUGUGCCUCGGCAUGGACCUCCCCAACAAUACCCUCUACUAGACCUACCCGCCAAAUAUGGGGGGCCAAGAUUGAACAGAGGAGGACAUUACAAUCCUCACAUGGGACCAAACCAUCGAAUGCGAGGAGUUGACCGUCGAUCAUUUGGACCGCACGAUAAUCGGCCUCGAUUUCCAGGGCCCACUGACCGCUAUAACUAUCAACCGCCCCAUUUAAGAAAUGAUGACACCAGUGAUAAUUACAAAAAUUUGGUCAGUUACUGUGAGACCAGAAAAAAUGACCAGCGUCACAUUAAUAGUAUGGGUGAUGUCGACCACAGGCAAAACUUUAAUUCGCCUCAUACUCCUGGGAAACAUCCUAUUUCACCAUGGGCUAACCCUCCAACUGAAGAUAGGAGGGCUAGUUACGAUGACAGAGGUCACAGACGACCAAGCCAGUACCAUGACAAUGUGGACGGGAACAUUAUUCCCAAUUUUACAAGCCAUAGACCACCUUCAUCUGACCAUUACGGAACAAAUGUAGCCUCGGCUAUAGACAACUCGAAUUCAUUCAGCCGCUCUGUUGAUGACACUGUAGAUAUUGUCAGAAGAAGGCUAUUAAAUCGGAAUGAAUCUCAUAACAAUACAGAUCCUCCUCCUGAUCAGAAUCCGAGGACAGACUCCGAGGCAGCGUCAACCACCUUAUACCAAAGUGAACCACAGACACCUCCAACCAGAAAGAGGAUACAGAGACGAAGACAGAACACCCAGUCUAAUUGUGAUAAAAUAAAAAACAAAAUUGUUCACCAAUUGUUCAAAAUGGACAAGGAAAAACUUAAUAAGUUGAUGGACAAUCCAAAUUCAUCUUCCAAGUUUGAAUAUGCCAUUAGCAGUCUUAUAACAGAGUCUCAAAACAGCUUGGACAGACAUUUGAGGUCUGUUGCAGAGAAGUCACUAUGUAGCUCAAGUGCAGAGUUUAUACACGAUGACAACAACACUAUUUAUGAAGAUACAUUUAUGAAACAAAUGCAGUGUAUCCUAGAACCUCAGGAUACAGUUUUGCUAGAAGAUAUCAAGCCGCUGGUAAUGGCAGAGUUAAACAAAGUUCUGCAACUAGACGAAUUUGAUCAAAGAUUUGAAAGAGGUGACGAAGAUCCUAAUUACUACCCAUCGGAAGAAUUUGCUAUCAAUACAGACUAUCCUAAUAAUGAUGCAUAUGAUAAUACAGAUUUCAGUAACGAUGUACUGCCAAACUACCCUGAAGAAGAAAACCACUCUUACUAUGAAGACAGGCAGUUUUCACCAACCAAUUUUCCUGAGCAAGACACUCCAGAAAAUCCAAGGGGGCGUGAGCAAAACGAGCAGUACAACUAUGACGAGCCUGCUAAAUUAUUUGAAAGAAGAGCUGCCAGAAAGAGUUGUGACUACAGCCAGCUCAAGAAGCAAAGUGCUGAAAGUCGCCAUCAAAUGAGACGCAGCAUUGAUGAAGAACGGAAUAGGUUUAAUGAUGCAAGACGUAAGCUAGUGACUCCACCACCAGUGUUUGAUGCAAACGUAGAGCAGCUCUCUGAAGAGGAAGAUCCUUUCGCAGACUUAGACAAGCAGUAUCAUGUUGCUGUUGACCACAAUUUUAUUGAAGCCGAAUUGGACAAACAAUACAUGGCUGCUAAUGAGAAAAACCUUGUCAGGAAUGAGAAUGAAACAAAAGUAGAACUAAUAAGCCCUGUGAAAGAUAUUCCACCAAACAAACCUGUUAAAAAGGAAGUUUUGCUUAGCCCGGAAAUAGAUCCAGCUUCAAUAAAAAAGGAAAUUGAUAACCAGUUACUGAAUAUUGCUAAAUCACCCUUAAAAUUAUCUUCUUCUACUAAUAAAGCACGGAGGAGUCAUAGAAGGAGUCAUUCAAAAAGCGAAAAGAAAAAAGAUGACAGUGAUGUGUCCAUACAUGACACUAGUCAAGGCAAAGAUGAUGAUCAAGAAUUGAAUACUGAGAAUAUAAAGCAUGAAUACAAUCCAGAGGUUACAGACAGCCAAGAAAGUUUAAAGUCAGAAAACUCUAAUACAGUCAAGUCUACUAUUGCACCAAAUUCUCGAAAAAGAUCCAUUGAUCAAAAGCCUUCUCAUCGAAAAGAAAAGCGGAAAAAGAGUGAUGUCAGUCCUGAAGCUAAUAAACAGAUAUUAAAUAAAAAUAUUAUCAUAAAUGUAAAUGAUUGUGGAGCAAAGUCCACAGAAAAGAAAUGUGAUGCGGCUAAGUCCAUAUUCAAUUUAUUUUUCUCUAAGGACGAAAGUGGAAAAGAGUUACCAAAAGAUGGUAAAACUGUUGAAUCCAGUGAUAAAGCUUAUUCAGAUAAAUAUGUGAAGAGGAAAGAAACACCAAAAAAGAAAGAUAGUGGAGAUAAGAGGAAACGAUCCUCAAACAGUCAUUCCAUUGUUAGCCCUGUAGAUACCAAUAAUAGUUCUAGUGAAUCACAACCCAAAACGGAGAGUAAGAAUAAGCUUAAGACAAUAGAUAUGUUUCUGACUCAUCCAGUUAAAGUCUCCAAUGUUCACCAAGCACGUAGAAAUACAGCACAAGCACCAGCUUCUAAAAAAGAAGAUAAUAUUGACAAAAAUACACCAGAAUCUACCAAGGUGAUCAAACGAAAUGUGGGGACACAAAUGAUUCAUAAAUCACGUAAUAAAGAAACACAGACAACUUUGUCCAAAAGUUCAGUAUCAAGACUAUGCCAAACAGAUGUUAAAAAAUUGGCAACAAGAGCUACUCAAACAGAUCCUGUUGUUAUCGAAAAGUCGCAAAUAAAAUCUAGUGACACCUUCGAGAGGAUGAAAGAAAUUGAUCUCGAAAUACAAGUAUUACUACAAGAGAAGUUUAAACUGUACAAUUCUAUUGAGACUAAAGAAUCAUGUUCUAAUGCUAUGCAGAAUUUGGGUAUGACUGUUUUAAAUGUUACUCCUAAUGAAGAUGGUAAGGAUGACACUAAUGACGAGGGCUUAUCAGAAGACGUCAUAGUGGAUAAUUUUACCAAUAUUCCAGUGGAAGAAUUAGAACAAAUUGCACUUGAGAGUGUGCAAGAUGUAACCAUUGAAUCCCCUAAAAAGACUAAACGAAGUCAACGUCGAGCAGCGUCAGAGAGGCAACGGAAAAGCUCCCAAAGUCCUACUGUUCGCAAUAAAAGCAAUAAGAAAUCAGCUGCUCCCAACAUAUCAUUGAUUGAGCAGAUUAUUACCGAUGACCGGCCUUUAGAAGAUAUCAUAUCCCUUGAUGAUUUUGAAAAUCCGGAGGAAGCCCCAGUCACAAAGAAAAGCAAAUCUAAAAAGGCAAAAUCUAAAGCUAAAAAACAGCCGCCAAAGAAAACUAAAUCUACCAAGCCUGCUGUCAAUCUCACUGAUUUCACAUUAAAAGAAUGCCAAGUAGUUUUAACUAGAGAGGAUUUCAGCAAGUACCUUUCUAGAUCUGGGAAAUCAGAUGAACCACCAAAAGAGCCUGUUAUAAUAAAAGAUGAGACACAACACACGAAAGAUGAGAAAGUUAAUGAACCUGAAACUCAAAAAGUGGUAAUAGAAGUGCCAGAUGCAGUAGAACAGACAGUUGAUCCUACUGACAUGUUAGACAUGUUAGAUGUAUCGGAAGAUAUAGUUAUCGGGGACAAUUGUGAAGUUAAGUCAGGAGGGAAGGAGACGGAGAGAGUUUCGAUAGGUGAUGACAUAAUUGUGGAUAACAGUCAGUCGUCGUCAGAUGAUGUGGUGGUGGUAGAGGGGCAAUGUGAGGAUGAGUGUAAGAUGUUCGACUAUUCGUCAGAUGAGGCCCUGAAGCGGGAAUCUAUCACGGUCACUGGAAAUGCUGAUGCUGUGCUUGCAAUAGAGGCCAUAGACAACAACUUCGUAGCAGCAUGCCUAGACGGCAACGUGUAUCAUUUCAACAGCGAAGGUCAACUGUUGACCACAUUGCGAGGGUCAAACUUGGCGGUCACGUGUCUCAUCAUCGUCAAGGAGAAGUACGGGACCACUGUGUACACUGGCUCUCUGGACUCGAGGAUUCGGUACUAUGAUUUAGAGACUGGGUUGGAGAAGGGUCCAGAGUGCAACGUGCUGAGCCCCAUCCAGACCAUGGACCGCGCGUGGGACACCGUGUACGUGGGCACCAGAACGGGGUUCGUCACGCAGUAUGAAUGCAAGAACAACAUGCUAAUACCGCGGAGUACGAUGAAAUUCUCUGAGCAGUCUAUUCUAGCCCUUCGCGCCCUGAAGGAGGGCCCACGGAAGGUGUUGCUAGUAGCCGCGCGUUCCGAAAACGUGACAAUCAAGGACGCCCAAACCGGACUCCUCAUGCGGACUCUAGAGGGUCCACGCAUGACGGUGUACACACUCGUGUUCGAGGAGGGCAAGGUCUACUGCGGGACCUCCAGCCACCAGAUACACGUGUUCGACUAUAAUAGCGGGUCGCACUGCGGCACGCACUCGGGCGGCAAAGGUGCGGUGUGCCUGAGGGCCACGGGAGGCCUGAUCUUCGCGGGCUGCUACGACGGCUGCGUGUACGUGUACCGCGAGGGCGGAGCCCGGCCGCUGGCGCAGCUGCGCGGCCCGGGGCUCAUGCUGCUGUCGCUCGCCGUCGUCGGCACCAAGAUUAUCGCCGGAUACAAGGACAGGAGUUUGUACAUAUGGAAGAUACCACUUAGCAUACUAAAAGAAAUGAUUUUGUAAAUUCUAUCGUCUACCAUACUUAGUGUUGUAGAUGUUUUGCACUGUUUUAACUGUGUGUUAGGUUAUUUUAGUUACGGGAACAUGUAUUUACUUUACUAGAUCGUAAUGUUUUAAUUAAAGUUUAAUUAAAAUGUUAAUUGGUUUUAAUGUAUUUGUUUUAUUUAUAAGAGGAGUAAUAUUAAAAAUUUGCUAUU